Molecule: messenger RNA, 343 nt
Organism: Medioppia subpectinata
Lineage: Eukaryota; Metazoa; Arthropoda; Arachnida; Sarcoptiformes; Oppiidae
Source: the annotation of a GenBank genome assembly
AUACAAUUUCAAUGUUUGUUAGAAAAAAGUUAUUUUAAUUAUUCAAAUGAAUUAACAAUUGAUUUAAUGGUUGAUAAUUGAGACUCAAGAAGAAGGAGAAGACAUGUAUGUAUUGGUAGAGUUGAGUGAUUCCAUACGUAUUCCUCCGCAUCUGUUUGCCAUCAGUCAAAGGGAAGCCAUUUCUGAUGAAUUGAACCGAAAGCUCGCGAAUCGGGUAAUCAUAAACACCGGACUUUGUAUUUGUCUCUUUGACAUCACAUCUAUUGGCAAAUCAUUUCUCCAUCAAAGCGAUGGCGCGACUCAUACCGAAGGUUACCAUCAUUUGUGUCUAACGAAGACUUGA